AACUGAGAGGUAAAGGAAGAGAGAUCAAUGAUGGAUUCUCCGGUUGGAGCUUUGACAACUAAAUACGUGUGAGCAGGAUGGCCGCCAACUUCUCCAUCCCUCUCAAUGGAUCUGAAGAGACGCCUUACGCAUCAGCUGGCUACAUGGCUCUGCGGAUUCUCCCACUGGUGGUACUCUCGGUCACCUGUGUCCUGGGUGUGCUGGGCAAUGGGCUGGUGAUCUGGGUGGCUGGGUUCCGGAUGGCACACACAGUCACCUCCAUCUGUUACCUGAACUUGGCAAUAGCCGACUUCUCCUUCACCGCCACCCUCCCUUUCCUCAUUGUCUCCAUGGCCAUGGGAGAAAAAUGGCCUUUUGGCUGGUUCCUCUGCAAGCUGAUUCACAUAAUUGUGGACAUAAACCUGUUCGGCAGUGUCUUCCUGAUCGCUCUCAUCGCUCUGGACCGCUGUAUUUGUGUCCUGCAUCCAGUGUGGGCCCAGAACCACCGCACCGUGAGCCUGGCCAAGAAGGUCAUCGUCGGACCCUGGAUCCUUGCACUAGUCCUUACCUUGCCCGUUUUCAUUUUCUUGUCAACAGCAAGUGACCCAAAUGGGAACAUAUACUGUACCUUCUCUUUCGCAUCCUGGGGAGACACUGUUGAAAAGAGGCUGGAGGUGGCCCUCGCCACGUUGACAGCCAGAGGGAUCAUCCGAUUCAUUAUCGGCUUCAGCACGCCCAUGUCCACGGUCGCCAUCUGCUAUGGGCUCAUCGCUGCCAAGAUUCGCAGGAAAGGCAUGAUGAAUUCCAGCCGUCCCUUUCGGGUGCUCACGGCCGUUGUGGCUUCCUUCUUCAUCUGUUGGUUCCCCUUCCAACUGGUUGCCCUUCUAAGCACUGUCUGGCUCAAAGAGAUGUUGCUUGAGGGAAAAUACAAAAUUCUUGACAUCCUGGUAGGCCCAACAAGCUCCCUGGCCUUCUUCAACAGCUGUCUCAACCCGAUGCUCUACGUGUUCGUGGGGCAGGACUUCCGAGAGAGACUGAUCCGCUCCCUGCCCGCCAGUCUGGAGAGGGCCCUGACCGAGGACUCGGCCCCGACCAGCGACACAGUGACCAAUUCUGCUGCCGCGAACGCAGAGGUCCAGUUACAGGAGAAGUGAGGAGGGGGCUGUGGAUUCUUUCGUGAUCCCAGAUCAACUUCUCAUCUGAGGGUGACCCAGUCAUUAGGAACCAUUCCUGUGUCCCCUUCUUUGAAGAGAAGAAAUAGACAUGAAGUUACUGUUGAUGACUUUUUUAUUUUGGGAUUUUGACCUGAGGUGAUCAGAAGUGAGAAAAGAUAGGGGAGAUCAUGUACCCUCAUUAGCAAGAAAUGGUUCUGUUUAUAAUGAUUAUGCUCUAGCAUAAGGUCCCCCUCCGUUCCUAAAAGAUGCUCUCUGGAUGGUGAAUAUUAGUUUUCCCCAGGAAAAUGAAGAAAGUGGGAGAAGUGUGAAAUAUAAAUUAAGUACUUUCUCAAAAGCCUCAGCUUUUAUUGACCAAUCAGUAAAUAAAAAUAAAAGCCAUAGACCCCCUAAUCCCUGGAAUUACACGAGAUUGCCCAAUCUGUUGCAUUAUGAAACUUGGAAACUCAACUAUCCUCCCCAUUGUACCUCUGUUUUCACUUUUUACUCCAAAUGUGGCUGGAACAGAAUUAAUCCAGUAUGUGGUGCUCUCUGUCCUUGUUCCCAGAGUGGAUAACCCAGGAUACAACUCAGGCAUCUGCCUCGAUUUCUUUAUAAGGUACUUGCAUAUAGAUUUGUGGCGUUGGGUGAUGUGGGAUUAAGUCCUGGCCAGCCACAGGACUUGUGAAAGCGUCCAGCUGAACUCUAGAGACUCUUGUCCCCAAAUGUCUACCUCCAGAUUGUUGCCCUUUUUGCAACUCAGAGACUUUAUUUCUUGUGCCUUUGACUCUUUGCCUUCCUAGCCUUGGGUUUCCUUUUGUAAUCCAAGCCAGUCAUUCGUGAUAACAUCUUCCUUAAGAUGAUUGCUGGUGCAGGCUCUGAAGAGAUCCUUUAGACGCCACCAAACUCAUCACAUUUUAUGGUCAUCAGCGUAGAGGAGAGGAAGAGUGGUAAAUGGGUGAGGGUCGGAGAAGAGGCGCAGGGGGCCCCGAGGGAGCAGAUGGCAGACCGUGCACUUGGGUGGGGGCCCGGAGGGUGACAGGGUUGGCUCCGUCCCCGUUCCAGGGCAGAUUCCUGAGUUUGAGCCCUCGGUGGGGUCUCAGGCAUGAACCCCUUCUCUGGAGUCCCAGGGUGGCCUUUCUGUGCAGCCCCUAGCGAGGGUCCCGGCCCCGCGGCACAGCGCGCAGUGCAUUUCUUCAUCCACAUCCCUGACCCGGGCCUCCUGGGGGACAUCCCGAUCCUCGCCUUCCUCCUAUGUACAAAAGCCUUCAAGAAAUGUUAGUUUAACUGAACACUGUGCUCCGCAUCUGUAUCAAUACUUGGGAACUUGCAGAUGCCUUAACUCCUGGGAUCGCCAACUCCCCGAGGUCAGCUGGGAUUUUCCUGACCUACGUGGAAAUGAGAACAGAAACAGGAUGUGAUACGCAGGGACCCACUGAUGGCUCGAGGUCACAGUUCUCACGAAACACUGUCCUCACUUCUGACACCAACUGAGAGUUUGCAGGGGUCUCCAGACACCCACAGGUCCUCUAACUUGCUGUAAAGACUCAGCGGGUGCAGCAAAUCAUCUGAACAAACGAGAGGAUGCAAUCCAAGCUAGCAGGGGCAGAGAGAUUGAGCUCCCUUUGGGGCCAGGGUGCCGCUCUGCAGUGGCUUCCUCUAAAUCUCCUUGUGUUCUUCCAACAAGCAGGUGAAAAGCUAGCUCUACUGAGUCUCUGAAAAUUAAGUGCUACUAAGGACCCAUUCCUGAGAUUCCCAUGCUACCUGUCAGAACAGAGACGGGGUGGGGCCUACAGCCAAGGCUGACAUGCUGAAGGGAGGAAAAGAGAACGCGUGAGGAGGGUGUGACCUCCACGGGACGUACGGUGGCAUCUCCUACUUCUGGUGAAACAGCAAGCAGAAGAGGAAACGGCCUCUGAGGUGGAAUCAAGUGGAAGGGCAAAUGGUAGCCCUGUCCAAUCCCACCGGGCCGGGGAUUUGGCUCAGUGGUUCCACCGCCUGCCUUGCAAGCACGAGGUCUGGAGUUCGAUCCCUGGUACAGAAAGCAAACAAACAAUCCCAUCCUGAUGCUAUCCAGCUCACCCCCGAAUGGUGGUCCAAGUGGGAAGCAAAGCCACCUAGCGGAACUGAGAUGUUCCGGACAUGGACCCUCCUAUCACACUGUCUGGGCUGGAAUCCCAACUUCAUUUUCUCAUG
Messenger RNA from Fukomys damarensis (Damara mole-rat), 3326 nucleotides. RefSeq names its product N-formyl peptide receptor 2. The coding region runs from base 78 to 1133 and encodes 351 amino acids. Gene Ontology annotation, biological process: positive regulation of cytosolic calcium ion concentration; complement receptor mediated signaling pathway; inflammatory response. Gene Ontology annotation, cellular component: plasma membrane. The transcript has 2 exons. Gene Ontology annotation, molecular function: N-formyl peptide receptor activity; complement receptor activity. NCBI's taxonomy places the organism in Eukaryota, Metazoa, Chordata, Mammalia, Rodentia, Bathyergidae. The record is from RefSeq and is a predicted model, not a curated record.